Molecule: messenger RNA, 1821 nt
Organism: Clonostachys rhizophaga
Lineage: Eukaryota; Fungi; Ascomycota; Sordariomycetes; Hypocreales; Bionectriaceae
Source: the annotation of a GenBank genome assembly
AUGUUGCAAAAGGCCCCCAUCAGGAUCGGGAAUGUGUCUGGCGCCACCGGCGACCACCCUCAUGCGAUGCUUCGCAUGGUCCGGUCAGGCAAUGUGGAUGUCAUUACGGGCGACUGGCUCUCAGAAAUGAACAUUGCCUGGAAUGCCAUCACCAAGCAAGAAGUCGACCCGAACCUGGGCUACGAGAAUGGUUUCUUUGAGCAGCUGGAGGAGUGCCUUGAUGGCAUAAUGGAGAGGAAUAUCAGAGUCGUCACAAACGCCGGAGCGCUCAAUACGCAGAUGCUGUACCAGAAAGUGCAGAAGCUUUGCCAUGAUCGAGGCUACGGCGACUCCGUGGUGGCAGCUGUUCUUGGGGACGAUGUGUCCGAUAUCGUUAUGGCGGACGGCGGCAAAGCCUUACCUAUCUCACAUCUGGAUCAUCCCGAUCAAAGUCUUUCUGACUGGGGGUUUUCUCCCUGUUGCGCUACAGCUUACAUCGGCUGUUGGGGUAUUGUUAGGGCACUCCGCGCUGGUGCUCAGAUUGUCAUAUGCGGACGCUGCACGGACGCCUCGCCUGUAAUGGGUGCCGCGGCAUGGUAUCACGGGUGGGGAGAGGAUCAGUACGAGGAGCUUGCAGGCUCGUUACUUGCCGCCCAUCUCAUAGAAUGCGGCCCAUAUGUUGUGGGAGCAAACUUCUCGGGCUUCAAGGAAUUCCUUCCAGACCUCGUCGACCUGGCGUUCCCCAUUGCCGAGAUCGAUGGCACGGGCAGAUGCAAGAUCAGCAAGACAGAGGAAGGAGGAGGUCAUGUGACGAAAAAUACAGUGAUAGCACAGCUUCUGUACGAGCUUCAAGGCCACCUCUACCUGAACCCUGAUGUCGUGGCGGACCUUUCUGGCGUCUCUGUCGAGACCGUGGCAGAAAACUGCAUCUCUGUCGCGGGUGUCCGGGGCCUCCCUCCCCCUUCUACUACAAAGGUCAUGAUAGCGGCCAAGGGGGGGUUCCAGGCAGAGGCUACAUUCUACAUCAAUGGACUAGAUGUGCAAGAAAAAGCAGACAUGAUGCGUAGGCAGCUUGAAAAUGCUUAUAAGAACAGCAACUUUAGCCGCCUCAGCAUUGAGCUGUACGGCACUCCCACGUCCAAUCCACAGUCACAGCAAGAAGGGACCGUCUUCUUGCGAGUUUUCGCCCAGGCCCGAAGACUCGAGGAUAUCUCAGUUCACAAAUUCAAAAUACCCAUUUAUGCGUUGAGAAUGCAGAGUUACCCUGGCUAUCACAUGAAUCUAGAUUUCCGAACCAUGGAGCCCAAACCAUUCAUGGAAAUGUUUCCCGCUCUGAUGCCUGUCUCAGCCAUCGACCAUCGCGUCGAGAUGAGCAACGGAACAACUUGCAAGAUCAAUCCUCCGAGCAAUACAAAGACGUACCCCGUAAUACGUCCUUCCUCUGACACAUUGGAGCCUGCUGAUCUUCUAAGCUUCGGGCCAACAAAAUUCACCGCUCUUGGGACCAUUGUUCAUGGGCGAUCCGGCGACAAGGGAGACAACUCAAACGUUGGCUUCUUCGUGCGCAAUGAGGAUGAGUACGAGUGGCUCCGCUCACUGCUUUCGGUAGCCACAUUCAAAAAGCUCUUGGGAAAUGAUUGGUUCAAGGGGAAUACAGAUCGACGCGUUGAGCGAGUAGAAUUUCCUGGCAUCCUGGCCGUUCACUUCCGUGUCCUUGACAACCUGAACGGUGGUAUUGCUUCGUCAGAUCGUGUGGAUGGUCUAGGCAAAGGCGUAGCCGAGUACCUUCGGUCUAAAUAUGUCGACAUUCCCCUCGUAUUUCUUGAACGAGGAAGCAUCUAA